Sceloporus undulatus (fence lizard) is the source of this 1915-nucleotide messenger RNA. RefSeq names its product cilia and flagella associated protein 53 (gene CFAP53). Bases 184 to 1725 code for a protein of 513 amino acids. The transcript has 8 exons. The record is from RefSeq and is a predicted model, not a curated record. NCBI's taxonomy places the organism in Eukaryota, Metazoa, Chordata, Lepidosauria, Squamata, Phrynosomatidae.
AAAGACAGAGCACCGCUCUUUUAAGAAGCCGUGCGCACUGGGGGCGGAUCUUCUCUCUUGCGUGAUGACGUCUCCACGCAGCGGUGCCGCCCACCCGCUCUCUCUCUCUCUGUGUGUGGUUGCCGUGGCAACGGGUAGCACUCUGAGGCCUGGUGGUAAACAAACAGCCCGGCCUGGAGAAAGAUGGCGAAGGAAGGGGGCCGCGUGGUGCGGGAAGUGAAGGGACCCAAGCCGUUUUCGUACGCCGUACGGGCCACAUUUCCAAAGCCAAAUGUCCUUGGAAAGCAACUUCUUCUUUGGAGGGACGAAGAAAUAAAGCGCCAUGAAGCUGAGUUGCACGUAAAGGCCCAUCUUGUCGGCCGCCAGAUCAAUGAAAGGGAGGAACUGGAUGAACGCAAACGGCUCAAUCGUCUUGUCCAGAAGAGGGUUGAUGAGGAAAUGCAGGCCUACCUGACAGGGGAAGAGGAGAGGAGAGAGAGGCUCAGAAAUCUCCUGGAAGAAGAGGAAAAAGGUUACUUUGCUGAAAUAGAAUUACGAGAAGAAAACAUGGAGGACCGGCAGACCAAUAUGAGAGUAAGAGCAAAACAACUAAGAGAGAAGCGAGAGGAAGCUAGGCGGAAAGUUGUGGCAGAAAAAAAGGAGCAGCAGUUCAGAGAAACCUGUGAGCAGUUGCGGACACAGUUGAACAAGAGACACUUGUUGGAGGUGUGUGAAGACCGCCUGGCCCAGCUGGCCCUGAAAGAGGAACUAAAGAAGCAAAAAGAGCAGGAGGAGGCAAUCUUUGCAGCUCUCUGGGAAGAGGACAGAUUGGCCAAGGAGAAACGGGAAAUGCAGGAAGCCCAGAAAAGAUCCAGACGGGAUGGUGAAAUGAUUAAUAUCCUUAACACUCAGCGGGCUAUAGUAGAGGCUCAGAGGCAGGAGGAAAAACGUCUGAAGGAAGAAGAGGCUAAGCUGAUGGAAGAAGAACGGCAGCUCAUGAAACUAGAGGAUGAACGUGCUGAGAUAGAGAGACGGAGGAAAUUGAGAGAGUGUAGAGACAUGUUGCUGGAUUCCAUGAAAGAAAAGAGGAAGCGUCUCAAUGAAGAAAAGCAAGAGGAGCUGGCUUUAGAAAUGAAGAUUGUGGAUCAUGCCCUUCAAGCAUCCCUGGAGGACACUGAGAGCCAAAGGCAAAGGAAAAAAGAGCUCUUGAAAGAACAGCAGAUCUAUCAGGCAUACCUGGCUCAACAGAUGGAAGAGGAGAAGCAACGGGAAAAAGAAAUGGACAAGCUGCGGGCAGAGGAGAUAGCCAAGAUGUGGGCAAAGAGGGCUGCAAAGGAGAAGACAAUGAAAGCUGCCAGAGAUGCUUUACUGAAAGAGGUCAUGGAUACAAGGCGGCUUCAAAUUGAGGAGAAGAUGCAAAGAAAUGCCCGUGAACAAGAGAAACUUAUUCGGGACACGGAAUUGUUAAAUGCAGCCAUUCAAGAAUACAAGCGUCUAGAAGAGGAAAGAUAUGUAAGGUCUAUGCAGCAAGCAAAGAAAUAUCAGGAAGAACUCCAAGCUCAGAUCAAACACAACAAGCAGACCCGUGAAUCUGAAAAGGAGGAGGAGCACCAAGAAUAUACAAGAGCACUGGAAGCAGAAAGGCUUUUCCAGCAAAGGAUAGCAGAUGUCUUAUCAAGACCUUACAUGAGAAUGAAAAAUCUCCAUCCUUUACGGAGGCAUCUUGUCUGUAGUUCACAGUCUUAGUAUCAGUUUAAAUCUAGAUAUAUUGUAUUUAUAACUCACUGCAUUUAAAACUGUCACAUGGCUGAUCAAGCCUAUUUGGGAUAUGUUUAGUGACUGAUGGGAAGAUUAUUUCCUCAAAGGUUACAUGUGUUUUUUUCCACAUGGAAUGUGGUUAGACCUUUUAGAGUUUAAAUAAAGAAUAUGAAACUAA